Messenger RNA from Heteronotia binoei (common prickly gecko), 1597 nucleotides. It is a transcript of the gene PIGC, whose product is annotated as phosphatidylinositol glycan anchor biosynthesis class C. The transcript is spliced from 2 exons. The coding region runs from base 90 to 1130 and encodes 346 amino acids. The record is from RefSeq and is a predicted model, not a curated record. Gene Ontology annotation, biological process: GPI anchor biosynthetic process. NCBI's taxonomy places the organism in Eukaryota, Metazoa, Chordata, Lepidosauria, Squamata, Gekkonidae. Gene Ontology annotation, cellular component: glycosylphosphatidylinositol-N-acetylglucosaminyltransferase (GPI-GnT) complex; membrane.
GCAGCUCCACAGGGUAAAUUUAGCUGCUGGGUUGCUGCUGCUGCUGCUUCCCAACGUUUUGGAGACGCUGCUUGCAGGUCUACGGGCAAAUGGAGUCAUCCACGCCUGCAGUGAUGCCCCUUGCGUCCAUUUGGGCUGCAAAGAGAAGAGUCAGUAACAGCGAAGGUGGAAUUAAACUGGGGUCCGAUAAUCUGGUGGCACCUCAGGUUGAAUUAGCAGCGACUUGGGUCAAGAGAAUGCCCUCCACGCAGUUGGAUCAGAACCCCAGGCAACGCUGGCAGAAGGUGCUCUACAAGAAGCAGUCGUUUCCCGAUAACUACGUGCACCAGAGCUUCCUGGAGAAGCUCCGCAAGAAUGUCCAUGCUCGCAAGUACCAGUACCAGGCUGUGGUGUUUGAAUCCGGAGUAGUGAUCCAACAGCUGUGCAGCGUCUGCGUCUUCGUUGUCACCUGGUGGUACAUGGAUGUGGGACUUUUGGCUCCCCAGCAAUUAUUUGGGGCCGGCCUGGCGUCCUCCCUUGUUGGCUACAUCCUCUUCGACGCCAUCGACUCGGGAGCGGGGAGAAGUGAGAGCGGGCGGACACGGUGGGCAGACCUGAAGAGCUCUGUGGUCUUUGUGGCCUUCACCUACGGCUUCUCCCCGGUGCUGAAGACCCUGACGGAGUCCAUCAGCACGGACACCAUUUAUGCCAUGUCCGCCUUCAUGCUCCUCGGACACCUGAUCUUUUUCAACUACGGGGCCAACGCCGCCAUCGUGUCCAGCACCCUCUCUCUCAACAUGGCCAUCUUCGCCUCCGUCUGCUUGGCCUCCCGGCUGCCCCGCUCCCUGCACGCCUUCGUCAUGGUGACUUUUGCCAUCCAGAUCUUCGCCCUCUGGCCCAUGCUGCAGAAGAAGCUCAAAGCCCAGACUCCUCACGGCUACGUGGUCAUCACUUUGCUCUUUGCCACGGCUGCCCUGGGGGGCCUGCUGACCAUCACCAGCGUCGGCGCGGUUCUCUUUGCCCUCUUGCUGGUCUCCAUCUCGUGCCUUUGCCCCUACUGCCUCAUCAGGCUGCAGCUCUUCAAAAACAACAUCCACGGCCCUUGGGAUGAGGCGGAAAUCAAAGAAGACCUCUCCAAAUUCCUCAUGUAGACUCCUGGCCCAUGCAGGAGGUGCUGUCACAGCAGAUGCCAACCUAGAAACAUCAGUUCAGGGGAGAAGGGGGGGGGGCGCUAGGUUGAUAAAAGAUCAGCGGCCUUCUUUGGAAAACGGAAGACACAACUUCAAGGCCUUGUGCACUUGGGUAAUACGCUUUCCUAAACACCUCGGCUGCUGUUUGGGGUAGCGUCUCGUACGAUUGCAAUAUUGCUAUUGUUAUAUUGUUAAAAACAAAUACCGGGAUGUAGGAAAUGUUGAAUGGGGACCUUUGAGUGGUGGCACAUCCUUGAAAACGCACUCGAGGGAAGAAUCUGAGGGGCCACUGCGGAUCUGAGCCGCUGCAAUGUAAGCUAGUGUUUUGUUUGGAACUGCCAGUUAACAAAGCCAGGAAAAGUACCGCUCGGGCUCAAGUCUCUACGCUCCAUUGUGAUGGCAAACAAUAAACACCGUAAAGAGCUUUA